ACAGUUGACAGGCCACGAGAGGGCCAAAGCAGACCUCAAAGCUCGCAACAACUAGAGGAGGAGGUGCAGCAGUUGUCUCAGAUGGUCCUUGACAUGCAGGCAAGAAUGACAGACAUUGCCUCCAAUCUAAGACUGGAUUUCCAGGAGGAUGCAAGUAAAAUGUUUGUUACUCUUAUGAAUAAUCUGAAACAACCUGCCAGCGCUAGGGGUGCAGCAACAGAAAGCUUUCAAGUGCAGGACUUCUCUUUUGGUCAAGAGACGCCAUCAAUGGAUGAGGUCAUGAACAAGAUAAACCAGGUUGCAGAUGAUCUUGAGUCGAGGAGUAAUGUCUUGGAUGACUUAAUGAGUCGAGUAAAUCUCCAUGAUGGACAAAUAGGUCUGUUACUGGAGACGGGUCAGAAUCAGCCAUCCACGUCCCAACCUACAACGUCCAGCAGUGAUGCUAACCUGCAAGCCUUCUUGGAAAGUAAGAUCAGUGCUCUACGAGAAGAGUUGAUGGAAGGUAUAGAAAUCAAAAUGGCCGAUUUGAAGAACUCCUGUGACUAUAAAAUCCACUCAGUUCAGGAACAGUGUGAAGGACAGGAGGCCAACUACUUCAGCUUGAUCGAACUCAUGGACUCAAAGGAAUUAGACGUCCGCAGUGAGAUCUAGAACCUGAAAACAAAAGUGGAUGAACUACAGAAGGCAGGACCAGUAGAUUCUCACCUGGAAAACCUUGAAAACCAGCUGAACUAAUCUCAAAGCUAUUUGGAGAUGUGCCUCUCUGUGGAGAAAAAUCUUUGGCACAAACAAGAAGAAGCCAUUAACGACU
Molecule: messenger RNA, 811 nt
Organism: Cyprinodon variegatus (sheepshead minnow)
Lineage: Eukaryota; Metazoa; Chordata; Actinopteri; Cyprinodontiformes; Cyprinodontidae
Product: EMILIN-2-like
Exons: 1
Coding region: 82-651 (189 amino acids)
Source: RefSeq, a predicted model, not a curated record